AUGGAGUCUGUUGGAGACGUUUUGUUUUGGGUUUUUGGCGGAUUUUUCUCGAUAUUAACUGUCCUUGGAAACAGUUUGGUGAUGUAUCUCGUUAUUUCAAGGAAGCGGCUUCGUAGCACAAUAAAUUGGUUCUUAUUCUCUCUUGCUGCAGCUGAUCUUAGUGUAGGAUUAACUUACCUUCCAAGUAUGGCUUGUGAGUCUGCGUCCGUUUGUAGCAAGUGUGUAACAACGGCGGUACGAUGGUUGUUCCUCAAUUUAUCCAUGACUAACCUCUGUGCGCUAACAGUUGAUCGGUACAUGGCGAUUGUUACUCCACUAAAGUAUGUAAAGCUUAAGGUUAAAAGACGCCACGUGUUUUUUAUAUCAGCAGCAUGGACUUUACCUUUUGUCGUUCAUUUUGUGCCAUUUACGUGGAUGUACUGUACCGAGAUGUAUACUUCACUUAACAUAUUUUUUGCGGUUGUAUUAUUCGCUUUCAAACUUCCGCUCUAUCUCCUAUUGUUUACAGUUUGUUUUAGAACUUUAUACGUGGCACACAGGCAGAAGAAACGCUUUAGUAUUCGUCUCUCUCAGCUUAAGUUCAAUGGCUUUUCUUUUGAUGACUCAAAGUGCGACAGAUCACAGAGUCGAGCAACCGCUUUCUCCAAAGCUCUUGGAAUCAUAGUCGCCGUCUUUCUUACUUGUUACGCCAUUGACAUGGCUCGUCUUCUCUGUUUUUCAUUUAAAUGCAUCAAUCAUAUUCCAUGGAAUUUGGUGUAUGUGCAGAGGAUACUGCUCAUAUGUAAUUCCGCGAGCAAUCCAUUCGUUUACAGUUUCCUUAAGCACGACAUUCGAUGUGAGCUCAAACUCUUGUUUAGAUGGCUUUAG
This is a messenger RNA of Pocillopora damicornis (cauliflower coral), 867 nucleotides long. Its product is annotated as adenosine receptor A2a. Gene Ontology annotation, cellular component: membrane. Lineage: Eukaryota; Metazoa; Cnidaria; Anthozoa; Scleractinia; Pocilloporidae. Gene Ontology annotation, molecular function: G protein-coupled receptor activity. Gene Ontology annotation, biological process: G protein-coupled receptor signaling pathway. The record is from RefSeq and is a predicted model, not a curated record.